AUGACUAUAUAUCGAAGCAUGUCUACAACUACACCAGUUGCUGGAGAACCAGCACCACCAGCCAAAGCCCCUGCUGCUAAGCAAGGAAAGAAGAACAAUAAGAAGAGCAAGGGAGCCAAUGAUUUCCUUUUAAAAACUCCUAAGGGUACCAAGGAUUGGGCCGAUAAGGAUAUGAUUAUUAGAGAUGCUAUUUUCGGGUCUCUUACUGCACUUUUCAAGAAACACGGUGGGAUGACUAUUGAUACCCCAGUGUUUGAAUUGAGAGAAAUCUUAACUGGGAAAUAUGGUGAAGACUCCAAGUUAAUCUACAACUUAGAAGAUCAAGGGGGUGAAUUGACAAGUUUGAGAUACGAUUUGACUGUUCCAUUUGCACGUUUUGUUGCCUGUAACUCUAUUAGUUCUAUCAAGAGAUAUCAUAUUGCCAAGGUGUAUAGAAGAGAUCAACCAGCCAUGACCAAAGGUAGAAUGAGAGAGUUCUAUCAAUGUGACUUUGAUGUUGCGGGUAACUACGACAUGAUGGUUCCUGAUGCUGAGAUCUUGACAGUUUUAUGUGAAGGUUUGACUGGUUUGGGAAUCACGGACUUCAAAGUGAAGUUGAACCACAGAAAGAUUUUGGACGGUAUAUUCCAAGCCUGUGGAGUUAAGGAAGAAGACGUGAGAAAGGUUUCUAGUGCGGUUGAUAAGUUGGAUAAACUGCCCUGGGCAGCCGUAAAGAAGGAGAUGUGUGUCGAUAAGAACCAACCUGAAGAAGUUGCUGAUAAAAUUGGAGAUUUUGUUAAGUUAAAGGGCUCUAUUAGAGAAGUUUUGUCUAUGUUAGAAACCAAUGAUUUAUUAAAGACAAAUGAAUCUGCUCAAAAGGGUAUUCAAGAAAUGCUGAUUUUGGCUGAUUAUGUUGAUGCUUUUGGUGUUGAUGAGUUCCUUUCAUUUGAUUUAUCAUUAGCCAGAGGGUUAGACUAUUACACUGGGUUGAUCUAUGAAGCCGUCACCAGUGCCUCUGCUCCUCCAGAGAACGCAUCUGAGUUGAAGGAGAAGGCAAAGAAAUCUGUCAAGGAAGGUGACGAAGUUGAAGAUGCUUCCGAAUUCGUCGGUGUGGGUUCGAUUGCUGCUGGUGGUAGAUACGAUAACUUGGUGGGUAUGUUUUCUAAUGGUAAAUCCAUUCCUUGUGUGGGUAUUUCCUUUGGAGUGGAAAGAAUUUUUUCUAUCAUUAAAGCCAGAGCUGCUAAGGAAUUGGACUCUGUUUCUUCUUCUCAUACCGAUGUCUACGUCAUGGCUUUCGGUGGUGGAGAAGGCUGGGAUGGUUACUUGAAGGAAAGAAUGGCUGUCACCAAUAAAUUAUGGAAGCAGGGUAUCAAUGCCGAAUACUUGUAUAAGACCAAAGCCAACAUUAGAAAGCAAUUUGAUGCUGCUGAAAAGGCCGGUGCGAAAUUGGCAGUUAUCUUAGGUAAGCAAGAAUACUCCGAAGGUAAGUUAAGAAUCAAGGUCUUGGGUCAAGGGGAUGAUGGUGAUGAUGGUGAAUUAGUUAGUGAAGAGGGUUUGACUGCAGCAAUUGAAAAGAAAUUGGCUGAACUUGACACUGAUGGGUUAAACCAAGUUACUAGAUUAAUCAGAGGCUUGUAA
Lizanozyma spartinae is the source of this 1617-nucleotide messenger RNA. RefSeq names its product histidine--tRNA ligase (gene HTS1). NCBI's taxonomy places the organism in Eukaryota, Fungi, Ascomycota, Pichiomycetes, Serinales, Debaryomycetaceae. Gene Ontology annotation, molecular function: ATP binding; histidine-tRNA ligase activity. The record is from RefSeq and is a predicted model, not a curated record. The transcript is spliced from 2 exons. Gene Ontology annotation, biological process: histidyl-tRNA aminoacylation; mitochondrial translation. Gene Ontology annotation, cellular component: cytoplasm; mitochondrion. Bases 1 to 1617 code for a protein of 538 amino acids.